Messenger RNA from Diutina rugosa, 984 nucleotides. RefSeq lists its product as uncharacterized. The transcript has a single exon. The coding region runs from base 1 to 984 and encodes 327 amino acids. NCBI's taxonomy places the organism in Eukaryota, Fungi, Ascomycota, Pichiomycetes, Serinales, Debaryomycetaceae. The record is from RefSeq and is a predicted model, not a curated record.
AUGACCUCAAUAGGCGAGUACGUGGGACGAACUCUCGACGACCCAGGGCUCUUCUAUGACCAAGUGGACUAUGCUAAGGCUAGUGCCGCCACGGGUAUCCCUCCAGAGCUCAUCGCUUACGCCAUUGAUGACGAGUUUGAUCGGCGGUUGUUCGGGAAUGGCGACGUUGCCACCUUCUUCACCAACUUACCCACGAGCAAGCUGGCGCUGGUGACUGUGGAGGCUCAAUUGGACCGGUUACACCUAACCCCGUUUGUUUCGGAACUGACCUCCGCCACCCUGGGCUCUGCGGACAGGGACACCCCGUCAAUAUCCAAACCCCCGACAACUGAGCCAACAUCGCUACCACCAUCAUCGAACAAAAUCAAAGCGAAUGCAGUCAACCAGCAUAAUCAUUCACGACAACCUGCAACUUCAGAGGAGCCAAAGAACGUUGCUCUACGUCCAUACUCCCACCCGGCUCCAAUCAAUCCUACCCUACUUCACGUCACCGUCAAAGCCACUGUGGAACCUCUGCAAACGUUAGCGGCAGCUCCUCCAAUUGCCCCGCGACAAGAAGCGGUGAAGAGUACCCGUCAUCUGCUGCCGAUAUCGCCGUUGGCGCCAGCGACGCCAUCACCUCCUCGAGCUCGUCGACGUCAGUCAAUGGUGGAACAAGCGCUCCCACGAUACAUUAAAAGCCAGCUUAAACUGCCACCGCGUACUUCCGGAGGUACCACUGGCGUCUACUCUACCGUGGUGGAGGAGGAGCUCGGAGUUAGCGGGUUUAUUCGCUCUCCCGGAUCGCUGCUGCUGAAAGUGCCCCCGCCACUGCUGGAUGUGCUUGACUUUGACGAAGAAUACAUCUCUCCAGCCCUGCUUAGUCGAUUUUAUGGGGUGCCGGCGCCGCCGAAACCGCUGGACACGCUGGACGUGGACUUCAUCACGAUAAACGACCUGAACGACGACGACACCCAUGAUAAUGAUUACCUCUUCAAUCUCUAA